AUGUUGGUGACAGGAAAUGAUGCAACUCAAAUUGAAGUAUUCAAGAAGGAUAUGAUAGAGGUAUUUGAGAUGACUUAUCUUGGUGAGAUGCAUUACUUUCUGGGAAUGGAGAUCAAGCAAAGUCAAAAUGAGGUGUUUAUUUGCCAGAAGAAGUACAUGAAGGAGAUUUUGAAAAGGUUCUAUAUGGAAGAGUGCAAGAGUGUGAGCACUCCAAUGAAUCAAAAAGAAAAACUUCAAAAGACGGAUGGGGCAGAUUCUAAAGAUGAGAAGGUGUAUAGGAGUCUUGUUGAGUGUCUUAUGUACCUCACAUCCACUAGGCCAUACAUCGUGUACACUAUAAGUGUUUUGUCUAUAUUUAUCCAUUGUACAAGUGAAAUUCAUAUGAUUGCUGCAAAGAGAGUGUUAAGAUAUUUGAAUGGGACACUUGCAUAUGGAAUCAAUUUUAGUAAAGUUGAGAAGUUCAAGCUACAAGGUUUUUCUGAUAGUGAUUGGGCUGAAUCACUAGAUGAUAUGAGAAACACUUCAGCUACAACUGCUGUGAACAAAGCCUUGUGGCUAAAGAAGCAAAUGGAUGAUCUGCAUUUGAAGCAAGAGGGGGUUAUAGAAGUGUUUGUGGAUAAUCAAGUUACUCUAGCUAUUUCACUUAAUCUUGUAUGGUAUGUGAAAGAGAAUUGUACCUUUAGAGUUUCUGAAACCAACGCGGAAAAGGAACCGACACCACCUGAGGUGGCACCGAAAAACCAUAGUAUGGUAGUGGACGGCCAUAAGGAGAAGUGCGAGAAUUACAGGCCUUGGAUGCUGGUGGAAAGGAAAUCAAGGAGGAAGGUUAGGGAUUUUGAGCAAAAGAAAGCUGGAAUUCAGGGAAAAUUUUGGAAGGAUCCCUUUUCAGAUCCUUGUCUGAUGUUAAUUUGA
Messenger RNA from Gossypium raimondii (Peruvian cotton), 912 nucleotides. RefSeq lists its product as uncharacterized. The record is from RefSeq and is a predicted model, not a curated record. NCBI's taxonomy places the organism in Eukaryota, Viridiplantae, Streptophyta, Magnoliopsida, Malvales, Malvaceae. The transcript is spliced from 3 exons. Bases 1 to 912 code for a protein of 303 amino acids.